Gigantopelta aegis is the source of this 3294-nucleotide messenger RNA. RefSeq names its product signaling mucin HKR1-like. The transcript has 3 exons. Bases 129 to 683 code for a protein of 184 amino acids. The record is from RefSeq and is a predicted model, not a curated record. Lineage: Eukaryota; Metazoa; Mollusca; Gastropoda; Neomphalida; Peltospiridae.
UUUCACAAGUGUCAGAAUGAAAGUUGAUUUGUUUGUGGUUUAUUUUUCUAUUUUCGUUGAAUUCUGGUUUGAAAUAUGAUAGUCCGUCAGUUAUAAGAUUAGUUAAGAUAGUGACAUCACUAAUAAUAAUGUCGGAUUUUAAGGAGCCACCUCCGCCAUCCUAUGCAGAGUCCCAGAACUAUCCUCAGUUUGGUACCGUACCACCGAGCCAGCCCAUGUCAUCAUCCAUCUUCACUUACACAUCCACACCAUCUGCUCCAUCUGCAGUCCAGUCAAGCAUAGAGCCUGCAGCCACUCCCCCAUAUCCACUGCCAGUGCAAGCAACACAGUACAGUUCUCCAUCACUUGCUCAGUACGGAACCCAGUACGGAUUCAGCAGCUACGCUCAGACCUACGGCCCCAGUCCAGCCGCGCCCAUCCAGGCAGCGUACCAGACGGCCACGCCGUAUUGCAACGUGCCAGGCUCGACGGCGUCGGGAGUCGUUUACAACCCCAUACAUGGAACAGCACAGACGUACUCUGUACAGAAUGUACCAGCAGGGUACACCACAACGCCACUGGCAUAUGGUACGACCUCAAACAUAGUCAACAGACAGCGGCAGAAGAAAAUAGUUAUUUUUGUGUGCAUGUUUAUUAUCAUCAUAGUAAUAACCAUGGUGAUCUUUUUUUCAGUGUUUCUGUAGUGGCCAUAUGUGAUGAUUUUGUUUUGUUAUAAUAAGACAGAAAUUUCUUUUUUUUUAAUUCACAUGCUAAAGGGAGCUAAAAUUAACUCUUCUUAAACUAGUCACAGGGGAGGGAUGGGGAGCCAGAGUGAUCGCUCCCCUUAAAUAGUGGGGUCUCCAAUCCCUGCAAUUAAGAAAAUGUCCACGGCAAAAAAAACAUUACCAUUGAAAAAAACUCUGAAUAUAGUCCACGGCAAAAAAGUGCUAUGGAGAAUUAAAAAUUCCAUGGCAUUGCCGAUUGCCAUGGGCAAUUGCAGAGGUUGGGUCUCACGCAGGAGUUAAGACAUGGAGUGAAGGCUGGUUCUCUACUAUGAUACCAUAGAACUUAACCCAACCAAAAGGGAAUUUUCACAGCUCAGUGGGGAUAUGUCAGUUAACUGACUUCUUAACCUUUUGUUCUGGACACAGCUGAUAUACUUGUACAUAUAAAGAUCUAUACCUAGCCCAAUAUAACUGCAUGUAUUGGAAGCAGCCUCGGUAUGUGGGGUGGGAACUUUUAGCAUGCUUUCAUAAAGGGACUGGCAUCGCCAGAGAGUUCUACCGGCCUCAGUGGUGUCAUGGUUAAGCCAUCAGACAUACAGCUGGUAGGUACUGGGUUUGUAUUCUGGUAUCGGCUCACACCCAGAGCAAGUUUUAACGGGUAGGUGUAUGACAACUACACCCUCUUCUCUCUCACUGACUACUAACAACUGACCACUACCCUCUGUCCUGGACAGAUAGCCCAAAAAAACGAAAUGAAGGCAUAUUAAUGAAAUGUUGUCUCCAGCUAGACUAAAAGGACACCUUUAAACUGAGAAGGGGACUUAAUAUACCAGGUACUUAUUUUUUGGGUGCGACUCCUUUCCAUCCCCCACCCCCUUCCUGUGAGGUACAGCCUUGAUGACGUGUGUGCCCAGGACAGAGUUCUUCAUCUUUAAAUAAUUGGAUAUACAUGUACAUGAGAACAACUGAACACAUCUUUUUAAUACUAUCAUUCUAAGUUAUUGUUUAUAUACACAAGCUGUUACCAUGAAGGAUGUGAUAAAAAUGUUUGUCACUGAUUACACUUGCACAACUCUGGAAUUGUAUACUACUUUAACUUAAGUAGAGAAUAUAUAUCUAUACAUUUGGAUCGUGUUGGUUCGAACCCGUUGGUGCUCAAGAAAGUGUUCGACCCAAUGGUCAACAACGUGUAAGUGUAACUCGGGACUUCGUUUUUGGUUCGAGCGUUGUGGUGUAUUCGACCCUUCCAUGUUCGACCCAGUGAGAUUCUACUGUGUAUAUAUAAAUACACAUACCAUCCAACUACAAUAAUGCAACUGGAAAGUAGUCAUUUCAACUUUUUAAGGGUGAUGUUUGCAAAUUAUAAGACCCAUAACUUAAAAUAACAAUUGUUACAAAUGAAUAAUCAAAUGCAAAAUUUUAUAAAUACAAAUAUUUUAUUAAGCUUAUAUUACUAGGAAUGGCAAUUUUGUGUUGUGUUAAUGAACGUGACAUUGUAUGAUGUAUUGUUAUGUAGGUUUUAUUUUUAAUGUUUGUCAAGAUAAAUAAUAGUGUACCAUCAUGUUUAUAUUAUGCAUGGUGUUGCUGUUGGUUAAUGUAAUAUUUGCAAUUACAAGACACACAUGUAUAUCAUUAAACCACAACUUUUAUUUUGUGAAAAAUAUAUUGAUAACAUUGUGCACAUAUUCUUAAGUGAAAGGUAUACCUUGAGGUUAAACUAAAGGUGAUUUACACUAAAGGUGGGUUUUUUGGUAUACCUGGGCCUGUAUUUUCGAAGCAAUCUUAGCCUCCGAAAUCGUAAAAUCAUCGUAAGCUAUGAUGUCACUAUGGCAUGUGCUGUAGUAACAUCACACCCUAUGAUGCUUUUAUGAUUUUGUACAGUUAAGAUGGCUUCGAAAAUAUGGACCCUGUGUCUUAUACUGUAAGCCAGGGGCUUUAAUAUUUUUGUCUGGAACUAUACCACGUGGGGUUAAUAUAUUCAAUCUGGGUAAUAAAACCUAUAAAAUAAAAUAUGAAAUAUCAAGCAUUGUAUUGAUAUAUCAGUGAUAGAAAGAAGCAGAAUUUUUCACUUGUCCAGUGACAUCUAAAUAUUUACUUUCCUGCUAAAUAAAUGCUUUUAUUGGUUUUAUUCAAGUACAAGGACAAUAUUAUUGAUGGCUCAAAAUUGCUCAACUGCAUUAUUUUUACUUGUCCACUGGAUAACCACGGGGGUACAUUUUGCUUGUCACAGCAGAUUUUCACUUGUCAGGACAAAUAGACAUGUACUUAUUUCGAUUGCCGUAUAUAUAGUGAAACCCCUCAGAAACUAGAUGUUUUUCACAGUCCCUUGGUACACAACAGAACCUCUCUAAAACAGGUAAUUCUUAACACCAGAUUGUUUACUUAGUCCCAUGUGAGAGGUUUCACUGUACAUCCAGAAUUCUAAUUCGCCAAAUCAUGUGUUUGAAAAAAAUAAUUGGUUUGGACUGGAAAAUAAAUUUAUUAGAGGCAACAUUCCAUAUUGAGUUGCUACAAACAUUAGGAUGACCAGAAAUGCAUUGAAUAUACAGAAAUUAUAUUUAUAUAUAUAUAUAGAGAGAGAGAGAGAGAG